AUGCGUAAUCUAGAGACUACGUCGCCGGCGAGUGGCCUUUCCGCGCACGCUUUCGCCCCUCAUGAGCCUUUCUCUACGCCUAGAGACAACAUAUACCCCACGAUGCGACACUCGCCAUAUCACGCUCCAUCUACAAGCAUACCUGCUCUACCUCAGGUCCGUAUCGCGUCCAAGAAAGGACCCAAGAAGACUACGAUGGGAGCGCCCAGCAAGGCCAACGGAGUGGCCAAGUCUUACCAACAUACACCCAGUAUAAACGUCAAGGCCAUCGCUAAUUAUGACUUUGGAAAUGGGGAUCUCCAUCGGUCACUGUCUGCUAGCCCGUUGCACAGCGAUAUAUCACCGCAACUCGCCCUUCCACCGUCGAGUUCCCUCGAACCGCGAAGUGACGCGCUGGACCUGGCAGCAGCAAGCUUGGACGCCGAGAAAGAUAGUCGUCAUGACAUUCCAACACCGCAUGUUGAAGCCGACGGCGGAAUCUCCGCAGCGAUACGCCUUCGAACGCCGAGCGAGACUCAAGGAGGCAAGAACCUUGCUCGAGCAUUGGGCUUCCUUGGAGGUAGGCCCAGCCCGAUCGGCCCCGGUGUCUCAGGCUUUGACUUCAUAUUCGCCAACCUUGUCGACGCAAUGCGAGAACAUCCUGGCCAAGUCAUCAUACAUCGAAAUGCGCUUCUUGAUUCUGAAGACUAUAACUCAGCAUUCGAAGAAGACGCACGGUUGAGCCGAGACCUCUGCAAUCAAGCCAUUCUAGCAUCCCCUCCUGAUGCGUUACCGGCAGACGCCUACCUUCUCGAUCUUGGGGGUGGCUUCCAGGUCACAGUCCCGCUUGAUCCAAUAACUGAAGCUACGUUCAAGCAAGGCGGUCAAGGAAUCAUACCACCCGAGGGUCUCGUACGUAUCGCCACGGAGAUGAACAUCGACAUGAAAGACUACCGUGUCGAUGGUAAACCGCACCCUGUAUACAGUAUGGGCGCCCCAAAGCAGGUCGACAUCCGGUACAUGGGCUCGAUACCUAUAACCAUAGUGGAGAUGGCUAUCAACCGAGCUUACAACACCGACGCCGUCGAAGGUAUCGGCCCAUCGACAAUCAGUCAGCAGACGAAUAAACAUGGUCGUGAAAUUCGUGAACUCUUGGAAUCUUCCGGCCAGGAACAACAGCAGGUCACUGAAAGCGCGGUCCUUCCAGUAACGUCCUUUUCAUGCGAGAGCUGGACACCGCCUGGCAACGAAUACCGGCUAGUCGACUAUUACGUCCGCGAUCUUGCGAACGGUGUUGAUCGCGAAAACUUUCCUUCCGGUUCAGACAGGGGCUUUCUGACUCAAUUGAUUGAGUAUGUCCUCGACAAUCUGGACGAGUGGGCUGAUCUCAAGCUCAGCGAUGUCCAGUUCAUCGAAGAUUCUGGUGGCUUCUUCCAGACAACAAACCCGGCUUUCGGGCCUGGGAUGGAGAAUCCAGACGAGGAGGCGUUUCACCGUCACAAGCUACACUUGAAACGGUAUCGCAAGACGAUGGCAGAUUAUCGCAUCCAACAAAAGAAGGCCAAAGCAAAAGUCGCGAUGGAGAGCCAAGAGCAGGCUCAGUGA
Messenger RNA from Alternaria ventricosa, 1584 nucleotides. RefSeq lists its product as uncharacterized. NCBI's taxonomy places the organism in Eukaryota, Fungi, Ascomycota, Dothideomycetes, Pleosporales, Pleosporaceae. The coding region runs from base 1 to 1584 and encodes 527 amino acids. The record is from RefSeq and is a predicted model, not a curated record. The transcript has 2 exons.